Messenger RNA from Mytilinidion resinicola, 285 nucleotides. RefSeq lists its product as uncharacterized. Lineage: Eukaryota; Fungi; Ascomycota; Dothideomycetes; Mytilinidiales; Mytilinidiaceae. The transcript is spliced from 2 exons. The annotation marks the transcript as partial. The record is from RefSeq and is a predicted model, not a curated record.
GGGGUUUUCAAUACGAUAUCAGAUACAACAAUGGUGUUGUUGCCGCAGAGGGUGAUCUGGAAGCUGAACAUGUCAAGGUGGAGGAGGGUUGGACUGUCGACCAUUUUCUUGUUUGGGAUUUUGGCUUGCAUCGUGUCGCUUGUUCGUCUAUACUGCUGUGCUCGAGUUUUCAAGAGCCACGAUUACACAUACUACACCCUCCUCAUGGCCCUAGGAUCGUUCCCGGAGAUGACAGCAGGCUUUCUCGUCAUCUGUCUCCCGCUUCUGCUGAAGUUCGUCCGUAGU